Messenger RNA from Labeo rohita (rohu), 4532 nucleotides. RefSeq names its product actin related protein 2b (gene actr2b). Gene Ontology annotation, biological process: Arp2/3 complex-mediated actin nucleation. Gene Ontology annotation, molecular function: actin filament binding. The transcript has 9 exons. The coding region runs from base 105 to 1289 and encodes 394 amino acids. Lineage: Eukaryota; Metazoa; Chordata; Actinopteri; Cypriniformes; Cyprinidae. Gene Ontology annotation, cellular component: Arp2/3 protein complex; actin cortical patch. The record is from RefSeq and is a predicted model, not a curated record.
GCGAGUCUCUGGAACAGGAAGUGAAACCUGCUACUGCUGAGUGCUUAUUGUAGCACUUUGUUCACAAAGUUGGGCUGCCUUUGACGGCUCCGGGGCUUUGAAAGAUGGACAGCCAAGGAAGAAAGGUGGUGGUUUGUGAUAACGGAACAGGGUUUGUCAAAUGUGGCUAUGCCGGAUCCAACUUCCCAGAACACAUCUUCCCAGCACUGGUGGGCAGGCCCAUCAUCCGAUCCACAGCUAAAGUGGGCAACAUUGAGAUUAAGGAUCUGAUGGUGGGAGAUGAAGCGAGUGAACUGCGCUCAAUGCUGGAGGUCAACUAUCCCAUGGAGAACGGCAUCGUCAGGAACUGGGAUGAUAUGAAGCACUUAUGGGAUUACACCUUCGGUCCGGAGAAGCUCAAUAUCAACUCGCGCAACUGCAAGAUCCUCCUCACAGAACCUCCCAUGAACCCGACCAAGAACCGUGAGAAGAUCAUAGAGGUCAUGUUUGAGACAUACCAAUUUGCAGGUGUUUACAUCGCCAUCCAGGCUGUUCUGACGCUUUAUGCCCAAGGCCUGUUGACAGGGGUAGUGGUGGAUUCAGGCGAUGGAGUCACCCACAUUUGUCCUGUGUACGAGGGCUUCUCUCUGCCCCAUCUUACAAGGAGACUGGACAUCGCGGGACGAGACAUUACACGCUAUCUCAUUAAGUUGCUCUUGCUGCGAGGAUACGCCUUCAACCACUCUGCAGACUUUGAGACGGUACGCAUGAUGAAGGAGAAGCUCUGCUACGUGGGAUACAACAUCGAGCAGGAGCAGAAGCUUGCUCUGGAGACCACCGUAUUGGUGGAGUCCUACACGCUCCCUGAUGGCAGAGUUAUUAAGGUAGGAGGUGAGCGGUUUGAGGCCCCAGAAGCUCUGUUCCAGCCUCACCUCAUUAACGUGGAAGGGGUCGGAGUGGCUGAACUUCUCUUCAACACCAUUCAAGCUGCAGACAUUGACACCAGGGCUGAGUUCUAUAAACACAUUGUUCUGUCAGGAGGAUCCACUAUGUACCCUGGUCUGCCCUCUCGACUAGAGAGGGAACUUAAACAGCUUUAUCUAGAGCGGGUACUGAAGGGUGACGUUGACAAGCUCUCGAAAUUCAAGAUCCGGAUCGAGGACCCUCCCCGCCGCAAGCACAUGGUGUUUCUGGGUGGGGCGGUGCUGGCUGACAUCAUGAAAGACAAGGACAACUUCUGGCUGACGCGGGAGGAGUAUCAGGAAAAGGGCGUGCGCGUUCUGGAGAAGCUCGGCGUCACCGUCAGAUAAACACGGAUGCGCUUCUCGGAAAAACGCGUCCCACGACCCCUGCAUCUGUUAAUGCGUCUAUUUUACGUCACCCAUCUCUUUUGUUCAGCCUGCUCUGCCACUGAAUCUUGUCAUCAGGUGCGGAUUUAUGGGUUUGGAUUAUGAAGGGGACUGCUGGUUUUGUGUUGGGUUGUGUUUGCUUCUCUGUCACUGCGCUGACAUAUGUUUGUGUGCUGUCGGCACAGCGUUAGCGGCGAUCGGGUCAUUCCUGCUUUGCAGUACAUUUUCUUUUCCCCUUCAUAUAUAAAUAUCAUUUUAAUAUAUUAUAAUAUAUUCUAUAAAUGUAAAAGUUUGUGGUCGCUAAUAUAUAUAUAUAUAUAUAUAUACAUAUACAUAUACAUUUUUUUUUUUUUUUAAAGAAAUCUUUUCUGCUCUCCAAGGCUGCAAUUAUUUGAUGAAAAAUACAGUAAAAACAUUGUGAAAUAGUAAUACAAUUUAAAUAAAAAAAUAUAUAUAAAAAAUAAAAAUAUAUAUACAUAUAUAUGUAUAUGUAUAUGUAUGUAUGUGUAUAUAUAUAUAUAUAUAUAUAUAUGAUUUUUUAUAAUUCUUUUGCAAAACUGAAUUUUCAGCAUCAUUACUCCAGUCUUCAGUGUCACAUGAUCCUUCAGAAUCAGCAUAUUAUGCUCAUGAAUAUUUCUUAUUAUCAUCCAUGUUGUGGAAACUGUGAUCAUUUUUCCAGGAUUUAUUUGAAAUAAUAGAAUGUUUUACUGUCUUUACUGUCACUUUAGGUCAAUUUACAGUAGUCAACAUUUGAAGUGGAUCAAAAAAAGUUCAUCAAAGUUGUCCUAAAACAAGAACAGGUAUUCAGGUAUUACAAAUUUAAUGAAAGGUUUUGAUCCACUUCAAAUGUUAAAUACUGUAGUCCUAUAAUCCUAUACAUAAGUAUUCAUUUAUUUCAAAAAAAAAAAAAAAAAAAAGAUAUUGACCAAUCUUACAAACUUUUAAAUGGUAGUAUAUAAUUUAAAUGACAAAUUAUAAAUGUAUAUCUUGAAUACAAUUUAAAACUCAGGUUUUAAAGAUGAAAAUCAUAUUAAUUUUAUUUUUUGUAGUUUCACGAUUAAGUAUUGUAUUAAUUUUAUUAAGAAAUAGUUGUUUUUUUUUUUACACUUUUUUUACACUACCAGUCAAACGUUUUUGAACCGUAAGGUUUUUUUUUUUAUUAAGCAUUCUUUUCUGCUCACCAAACAUGCAUUUAUUUGAUCCAAAAUACAGCAAAAGCAGUAAUAUUGUGAAAUAUUUUUACUAUGUAAAAUAGCUGCUUUCUAUUUGAAUGUUUUAAAAUUUCUGUGAUUUCAAAGUUGAUUUUUUUUUCAGUAUCAUUAUUCCAGUCUUCAGUGUAACAUGAUCCUUCAGAAAUCAUUCUAAUAUGCUGAUUUGCUGUUCAAUAUUUAAAACAGUUGAGUACAUUUUUUCAGGAUUCUUUAAUAAAUAGAAAGAUUCAAAAAUCAGCAUUUAUCUGAAAUAACAAGCUUUUUUUAGUAUAAAUUAUAAAAAUUAAUACUUAAAUAGUUUAGCAAGGAUGAUUUAAAUUGAUCAAAAGUGAUGGUAAAGAUGCAUAAUGCUACAAAAGAUUUCUAUUUCAGAUAAAUGCUGUUCCGAGCACCAAAUCAUUUGACUGUGGAGUACUGAUGCUAAAAAUUCAGCAUUUAAUCACGGGAAUAAAUUGCAUUUUAAAAUAUAUUCAAAUAGAAAACAGUUAUUUUAAAUAGUAACAAUAUUUCAAAAUCUAAUGAAUACAGGCUUGCUGAGCAGAAGAGACUUCUUUAAAAAACAUUAAAAAUCUUACUGUUCAAAAACUUUUGACUGGUAGUGUAUUUUUUAAUUGUUUUAAAGUAAUUCACAUUAUCUGCUGAACUAACAGAACGCAAGGACAUGACAUCAAAACAGCACAAGCAUCUUUACAUAUUAGUAAUUAAUUUCAUAAAUUCUGUGAUGUUUUGUAAUUUGUGACUUGUGUCACCCUGAAUCAUUUCAAAUAUUUGAAUUACAGAAAAUUACAGAAAUCAUAAUCACACAUAUCCAAUGAAUUAUAAAACAAUUACUUUGAGUCUCAAUCCCUUUCUGAGCAAUGUCUAACUUUAGCUCUUUCCUUCCGACCUGUCAGGCAGGUUAUUUACUUCCUGCCAUUAGUCUAAAUAAUUAAUUUUUAAUGAAUGAAGUUUAAGUGUCUGGAAUGACACAGUACUGCAUGACAGAAAUGACCCAGUCGGUGCCGAGCAGUAUUUAACACCAAAGCUCACAAACACUUAUGACAGGCACCGUCAUCACUUCUGUAUUACUGCUAAGACUAUUAUAAGCUGUAAUGAAUCCUCGCCGCACCCCGUUCGUGACAGGAUGCGUUGUAGCGUAUGUCAGUCCGGUGACAGAGACACAAACGCGUUUUCAUCAGUGCGUAAUGUAAGGGCAGAAACAAAAAACAUUUUUCCUUUCCAGAGGAAAUUGCUGUUCUCUGCCAGCGUUACGACAACUGAAACUGAGCAACCAAAACUUAUUAUGGUUAUUUUGAUUCCAGUGUGGUCAUGGAGCUUUAGCCCAUUUGGUCCCGUUUCCCUGUUAGCGUGUCAUGUGCUUGUCCAGAAUAACAAGAGGGGCUCGCGUUACUCAUAAGUGGUUUUUUUUAGAGUUUGGAUGGAGAGUCUGUGGGAUUUUUACUAAUGUAUUUAUCAAGCAGGCCAGGUCUGCCUUUGGAAAUUGUUCAACAUACAGUUUCAACAGCUACAACUGAAGUUUUAUGUUGCUCAUAUAUAUAUAUAUAUACAUAUAUAUACUUCAAAGAAGAUGGGAUUUGUUUGAAUUCUGUUAGUCCAUUUGUUAUUGUAAUUAUUGCUGUUGUUUUUUUACUUUUUAUUAAUUUUCUCUUGCAGUGCUGUGUCUGGCAUAGAAUAAAAUAAUAAUAAUAAACAACCUUCUGCAAUAUCAGUCAGACAGUUUCUUUUAUUUGACUAAAUCAAUGAUGCUAUUUCUGUGUAAAUGAGGUUAGAAAGUAUUGUUAUAGUACAUAACAAAUACAUUGAUAAUUGCGUGUUCUGCCUUUUUUGUCUCAUGCCUAUAUUGGAGACAUUAUAUAUUUGUCCGCUAUUAUUUUAAAUACAUUUUAUCAAGUGCCAAGCACAAUAUUAUAUAAGUGGAGCUUUUUUCUCUCUUUUGGAUCACAGCAUAACUGCCGAAUGAUGGUUUAAAUAAAGAAUGUGAUUUAUACAUAUA